GCGCAGUGGUGACGGAGGAGGCGGCGGUUGACUAGCUCGCGACCGGAGCUGAGGUAGCGGGAGCCGGCGCCAUGGUGGAGAAGGAAGAGGCAGGCGGCGGGAUCAGCGAAGAGGAGGCGGCGCAGUAUGACCGGCAGAUCCGUCUGUGGGGACUGGAGGCCCAGAAACGGCUGCGGGCCUCCCGGGUGCUUCUCGUUGGCAUGAAAGGACUCGGGGCUGAAAUUGCCAAGAACCUCAUCCUGGCUGGAGUGAAAGGACUGACCAUGCUGGAUCACGAACAGGUCUCUCCAGAAGACCCUGGAGCACAGUUCCUCAUCCGUACUGGGUCUGUUGGCCGCAACAGGGCUGAAGCCUCUUUAGAGCGAGCUCAGAAUCUCAACCCCAUGGUGGAUGUGAAGGUGGACACUGAGAACAUAGACGUGAAACCCGAGUCAUUUUUCACUCAGUUUGAUGCUGUAUGUCUGACUUGCUGCUCCAGGGAUGUCAUAGUUAAAAUUGACCAGAUCUGUCACAAAAACAGCAUCAAGUUUUUUACAGGAGAUGUGUUUGGCUACCAUGGAUACACAUUUGCCAAUCUUGGAGCGCAUGAAUUUGUAGAGGAGAAAACCAAAGUUGCCAAAGUUAGCCAAGGAGUAGAAGAUGGUCCUGACACCAAGAGAGCAAAGCUUGAUUCAUCUGAGACAACAAUGGUCAAAAAGAAGGUGGUCUUCUGCUCCCUUAAAGAAGCUCUGGAAGUGGACUGGAGCAGCGAGAAAGCCAAGGCGGCUCUGAAGCGCACCACAUCUGACUACUUUCUCCUGCAAGUGCUCCUGAAGUUCCGCACCGAUAAAGGAAGAGAUCCUAGUUCUGACGCCUUUGGGGAAGAUUCCGAAUUGCUGCUCCAGAUCCGCAAUGAUGUGCUCGACUCCCUGGGUGUUAGUCCUGACCUGCUUUCUGAAGACUUCGUCAGGUACUGCUUCUCCGAGAUGGUACCAGUGUGUGCAGUGGUUGGAGGGAUCUUGGCCCAGGAAAUUGUGAAGGCCCUGUCUCAGAGGGACCCUCCUCACAACAACUUCUUCUUUUUUGAUGGCAUGAAGGGAAACGGGAUUGUGGAGUGCCUUGGCCCCAAGUGAACCCAGAACAGCGGGGCAGUCCCAGAGGUGCUUGACCCACAGCUCCCCCCAAAAUGGUCGCCGGCCGCUCCAGUUGAAGGCAUGGUGAUGUCACCCACCACCCCAAACCUUUUCCUGUGAGCAGUAAGCUGGUACCAGGAUACGGGACUGGUUUCUGCGUUCCGGCACUCCUGCCCCAGGCCUGCCAACUCCCCUGAGUGGUGAUCCCCUGCCAUCACCCCCUCUGAUGCCUCCCGUCCUGGUGCCACCCCGGCGUCGCCAACCCCCCAGGGCCCCACCGGAGAUGCCAGCCAAGAUGCAGCACGCCACGUUGCCUAGGAGCCCUGCGUGCCACCUCUGGCUUAUUCCCUGCCUGAUGUCAUACAGAGAGGAGUGUGGCUUCAGGUGGGGAAUCAGGUCCCGGGCCCAAUGGCGCAGGAGGGCGCACACAGACAGGUGUGCCCCCGCAGGGGAGGGGAGAAAAGCGCUGGAAUGCAUUUCCUCCAAAGUUUGACAUCCUGAAAAACAACAGGUGGCAUCUGGUGUUCGUGCUGGAGCUGGAGUUCAGGAUUAGCCGAGUUCCAGCCUGAUUGUGGAAGAGAGAAGAAAUGCUACCAGGCCCUUUGCAAACUGAAUAUUAGUGGGAAAGCCUGUUGACAAAAGGCAGAGUUCCCCACAUCCCCUCUCCCCUGAGCCCCUGGGAUUCUGAUUCUUAGGCCUAUUGUAGUUGGCAGGGCCUGCCUUCUCGAAGGCAUGUCACCGCCCCAGCCAUCCCCCAGAGCCCCUGUAGUCCAUCCAGAUGGUGGUGGAGACUGGGUUGCUGGGUUGCCCCUGCCCGGACCCCCUGAAUUGCAGCUGUUUGUAUGUUUUCUACAUUUCCUUGGCUCUUUACAACGGAGUAAUACAAAUAAAAGUUAUUUGCCUUAGGA
Messenger RNA from Erinaceus europaeus (western European hedgehog), 2020 nucleotides. RefSeq names its product SUMO1 activating enzyme subunit 1 (gene SAE1). Gene Ontology annotation, biological process: protein sumoylation. Gene Ontology annotation, molecular function: SUMO activating enzyme activity. Bases 72 to 1112 code for a protein of 346 amino acids. Lineage: Eukaryota; Metazoa; Chordata; Mammalia; Eulipotyphla; Erinaceidae. The record is from RefSeq and is a predicted model, not a curated record. The transcript has 9 exons. Gene Ontology annotation, cellular component: cytoplasm; SUMO activating enzyme complex.